Argiope bruennichi is the source of this 6414-nucleotide messenger RNA. It is a transcript of the gene Rcd1, whose product is annotated as KAT8 regulatory NSL complex subunit 3-like. The coding region runs from base 207 to 3173 and encodes 988 amino acids. NCBI's taxonomy places the organism in Eukaryota, Metazoa, Arthropoda, Arachnida, Araneae, Araneidae. Gene Ontology annotation, cellular component: NSL complex. The transcript has 12 exons. The record is from RefSeq and is a predicted model, not a curated record. Gene Ontology annotation, biological process: positive regulation of transcription by RNA polymerase II.
UGACUUAUUCUAAUUUGUUUCGUUCGAAUCUGUUUUCUAUAAAUUUAAAAUUCACCCACUUUUUGCCGUUUUCUGGCUGAGUAAAUAAGAUAUGAUGCUUAUAAUCAUAUUUGUUGAAAGAAAAUUUGAAAGUGUUCGACGCUUUGGCUUUAAAUCUGUAUGUUAAGCUGUUUCUGAAGAUUUUAUUCUAUUUAUAAAUAUUGAUCAUGUUAUUUGAAAAUAAAUUCAUGACGGUGGAACAGUAUCUACGGAAAUUGUCUGGAUUAGACAAAGAAGUCGUUCUUGUGGAUCAUAAUUAUGUUAAAGCAUGGAAUGCACAUCCUGAUUCCAAUCGAGCAAAACCCGCACGUUUGCUUUUUAUGAAAGGAUUACAGCGAUAUCCUCUACUUUCCGAUGCCAGCAAUAUUUAUGAUGUUGAUAUUGAAGUGUGUGACGAACCUUUGGCAUCGCCAUUCGAUAAUUCAAAAAUAAAAGCUUUAACAAAUGAAUGUGAACGAAGCUUGAAGAAUAACCAUUUGUUUAAAGACAGAGAACAUGAUGAAGAAAUCGAUUUAUCUAGUUUGUCUCCUUCUCAAAGAAAAUUGUAUCAGCAAGUUUUGAAUGUGCUCCGUGAGGAUGAGCUAUCAAAGCUAUGCUACAAUGGGAGUCCCAAUGAGCCUUUGAAGAGGAGACUUUCUCUUGAUAAGGCUGCAAGGCAGAUUAGACAGAUAUUUGGUUUAAUAUUUUGGGAUAUGAAAGAAAUUUCAUGGAUUCAUAGAACUAUAGUUAAUUACUGUGAUAUUUCAACAGUUUCAUCAUACAUUGAUGUGUUGCAAACUUUGAAAGUGAAGAUACCCACUCUGAUUGAAAGAGUGCUCCAGUCAUAUGCAGGGACACCGAUUGGAGAUGCUAUAAUUCAAUUAAUAAAAAAGCCAUGGGACCCUAUUCAACCUGUUUUGAACCAAAAUAAGCCUAAAAGGCUUCCAGGGAAUCCUAUCAUAUUAAUAUGUCCCAGUGCCCCAAAUCAGAAUGUGAUGAAUACUCAUUCUCCUAGAUUGCGAUUUUGGCAUAAUAACCUAUGUUCAAUGUGUAAGGUUUUGAAUGUUCCUAUGUACUCGGAAGAGAGAAAAGACACUUCCACCAUAGAAGAAUGCCUAGACCAAAUUAUAUUGAGCAUAAGGAACAAAGUGACUGAAUUGAAAAACCAUUAUCCUAACAGGCCUUUAAUAUUACUGGGGUGGACAAUUGGUGCUCUGAUUGCUUGUCAUAUUGCUCUUCAAGAACCAGUUGAUGGGAUUAUUUGCAUAGGUUUUCCUCUUACUGGUGUAAAUGGAUCAAGAGGUGAUUUAAAUGAUCCAUUGUUGGAAAACAAAGUUCCGACAUUGUUUAUUGUAGGCCAGAAUGCUCGAAUGUGUUCAACUGAUGAUGUUGAAGACUUCAGAUCCCGAAUGAGAGCUGAAACUGGGUUAGUUAUUGUUGGAGGUUGUGAUGAUUUGCUAAGGAUGUGUCCUUCAAAAAUGAAGCUUGAAAAUGCUACUCAAGCAAUAGUUGAUCGCUGUCUUAUAGAUGAAAUUGCUGAUUUUUUGAUGACCGUUGUUAUUAAAGUACCUUCUGCAAAUGCUUUAGCUAAUGCUAAAGCUUGCACUCCAAUUAAAGAAGAAUCUGAAGUGCCUGCGGAAACUUGGAAGCCCGAAGAAGAAGGGAAGCGGAGACGAAGAAAACCGAGAGAAUAUUCACCAGAGCUCUCUCCAGUUCGAAAACGUGCCAGACAUCACAUUCAAAGACAGUCUUCCAGUUCAAAGGCCAGGCUAUCCCCUUCCAGCUCAGAAACUUCUAGUUCAGGCUCACUUGUUAAUGAGGCAACAGCUGUCUCUAAAUCAGUUAAGAAACAUCCUGAGAAAAGAAUUGGGAGACCCACUGCUGGAACCUGGCGUAAAAGAACUCCUUCAAAGUCUAUGGAAACUCAGUCGCCUGAAAUUUCUCCAAAGAAGAUUCUUAGAAUGGAGGAAAUGUCUUCACCACCUAAAACUUCUAUGCCAACUGAACCGAAAUUACCUUUCUCCAAAAAUAUACUUCCAAAGAAAAAUGAUCCUGUUGAUGUUGAAAAAGCUUUUGGAAAAGACAGUAGUUUCCUUCCCCGUCCUUUGACACCCCCUGAACCAGAAGAUACUGUUUCUGCGGAAGAGACAGAAAAAGCAUUGGCAGAAUUGGAGGCUAUGUCAAAUGCAACACCUGAUUCACAAUUAAAUAAGAAUACAAGUGCAACUACUACAAGUUUAUUGGGUGAUAUACUUAGUAGUGACAGGGCAUUUUUACCUAUAUCAGAUCUUGAGAGUGAAACAAAAAAAUUGGAUACUGCCCCAGCAUCUCAUAUUGAAACUGUUCCAACAGCAGUGCCAUCAACUGAAAAUAAAACAACUGUAUCUGUGUCUUUAGCUUUAUCUCCUAGCUUACAAAGUAUGCUUUCGCAAGGUAAGCAAAUAUCACCAGGCUCUUUACAAGCAUUAAAGACAAGUGGCAUUAGUUUACUUGCAAACAGUUCUGUAAAUUCAUCUAGUCCAAAGUCCACUAUCAUUACAGUACCGUCUGCUAGUGCGGCCACUAUUUUGGUUUCAAGUCCUGCACUGAGAUCCCAACCAGGCAAAAUGAUCCAGUUACUUGCUAAAAGUAAUUCAUCAUUGACUGUCAAAAGUCCUGGAAGCUCUGGUAAAGAAUCUUCCGAGCAGCAAUCUUGUAAUCUCUCUCUUCUUUCGGAUGUAGCUGGCAUGACUGAGCAUAUGAGCAAUUCCUCUAAAAUGGCCGAUGUCUCCUCACAACCUGCAGCAACCUUAGUGAAGCUUGCUGCUUCAGAUAACAAGGGACCUUUUCAAACUAUGAAGUGCUUGAAAGUUAUCAAGACUGUAAAACCGCCAUCUCCUCCAACCAGGAUUGAAACUGCUGAAGAACUGGUAGAGAAGCAGUUGGCAAUCCAGUCUCUCAAUAAGAGCAUUGGCAUAGAAUCCCAAAGUAAUCUUGUGAAAGAAUCUGGUUAUUCAAUUUGCUAUGCUAAAGCAGAUGGAUCUAUUGUAUCGCGUUCUGUUACAAGACCAAAUUUUACUGGUUAUGUGACUGUACCGCCUAUACAAGGUCAAAAUAGAGGAAGGGGUAGAGCUCGUUCUGUAUUUAAUAAGCAGAUAAGAUUUGGAAAUAUGUAACAGAGGAUUUUAAAUGGCAUGUGUAGUCAGUUUGAAAAUGGUUUUAAUGCCUUUUUAAUAUAAAUACUGCUUUAAAUUUUUAUUUAUAACAAUUCAGUACUUUUUCGUAGGCUAACAUAAGGAUCAGGUUAUUUAAUAAUAUGCAAUAUGAUAUUUCUAAAAUCCUUCAUUUUUUUAACUAGGGCAGUUUCAUAUAUGUAGUCAGCAUAUAUUUUAAGGGAUUCGGUUAUUUUUUGCUUGAUUGGAAACAAACUUAGUUAGCUUUCAAAGUAAUAUUGAAUUUUCUUUGCAUUAUAUAUACCGUAAUUUCGCAGUAUAGUCCGCAGACGCGAUUUUAUAUUUAAAAAAAUUCAAAAAUCGUCAGAUAAUCCGCACCACCGGGUAGUCCGCGGACUAUACGUCCGAAAUUACGUUAUUUUAAUACGGCAAUAUUAAUGUAUUUUAGAAACAAAGAACUAAGUAUAAAUAGAAAAAAAGUACUUACUUACUAAUAUACCUUCAGAAAUAAAACGCUAAAUACAAAUAAAAAACAUUGCUUAUUAAUUAAUCAUAUAUUAAUUAAUCACACAUUCUACUACAUUAACGAAAACCUUCAAAGUCCGAUUCACCGGUAUCAGAACAAAACAGUUCUAAUAUAUUUUCGGGAAGAGUGUCCGAAAGUUCAUUUUCAGCAUCACUAUCUUCACUAACAAUCCCGGCUUUUAUGAAUCCCGAUCGGAUGGUUGACACUUUAACACUUUUCCAGGAUUUAUCGAUCCAUUCGGCAACUUCAGUGUAUGAAGCGCGUCUCAUAUUUCCUCCUUUUGUGAAAGUAUGUAAACUUUCCGACAUCCAGUUCUCCCAGCAAGCACGUACGUGGGACUUGAAACUUUUGUUCACGCUAAUAUCCAGAGGUUGCAGGAUUUUUGUUAAACCUCCUGGAAUAACGCUAAGUUCAGCACCGAAGUUGUUUUUUUUUUUUUUUUUUUUUUUUAGCUUCCGCCUUUACACUGUCUUUUAUGUGUGCCCUCAUGGAAUCCAUAAUUAGUACUCCUUUGGAAUUGAAAAAAGCACCUUCUCUUUUCUUCCAAGCCAAGAGAAACCAAUCGAGCAUAAUGUCCUCGUUGCACCAAUCCUUUUCAUUGCACUGUAUUACGACGCUUCGAGGAAAAUUUUCCUUGGGAAUUGUUUUUCUCUUAAAGAUUAAGAGCGGCUUCAACUUUGUGCCGUCAGCACAGCAGGCGAGCAUCACUGUGAAAUGGGUCUUUUCUUGACCAGUUGUUGUUACUGAUACUGUUUUCAUUCCACAAGUAUCGACGGUGCGAUUCGGUGGGCAAUCAAAUGUUAAUGGAACUUCGUCCAUAUUUAUAAUAUUUUUCAGGGAAUACUUCCCUUCUGCAAUAACUUUCCUUGUAACCUGAAGGAAAGAAGCUUUUUUUUUUUUUUCAUCUACGUCGUCCGGAACAGCCUGACACAUUGUCGUUCUGCUGCGAAUUCUCAAGUUUUUACGACGUAUGAAGCGGUAAACCCAAUUUAUUUCUCCCUUGAAAUCCGUUAUCUGCAUCUCGUCUGCCAUGGACUUCGCUCGGAGACGGAUUUUAACUGUUGAAAUGGAGCGUCGGGCAUUUCUUUGGUCGAGAACCCAUCUCAGUAAAUUUUCCUCUAAAGCUGGCCAUUUUACUUUUCCGUGCCGAUUGGAUAGCUUUCUUCCCAUGCUUUUUAACACAUCCUUUUGUUUGCGCCAAUUUCUCACCGCUUUCUCCUCCACUUCAAAAUAACGGCCCGCUUCUCUAUUUCCAUCUUUUUCAGCUUUCUCAACUACUUUGAGUUUAAACUCAGCAGUAAAACUCCGGCGAUGUUUCAUCAACGUUAUCGAAGAUGAAAGACAAAAUACGAAAACUAAAUACUGUGCAACGUGCUAUCCUCGUGAUAAGUGGUAAUGAAAUGUGACCUUCGACCCCACUCACUCGGUGUUGCCAAACCACGCUAUAAGUAAAUGAAUCACGCUUUCCUAAAAACCGAGCUGGACGCAUCAACUACUUUCCCCCCUCUCGGCAGUUGCGCUAAAGCAGUGCGAAGGAUACUGGGAUACAAGACUCUGGUUGCGCUAAGUGAGUGCUCAUAUCCCGGCAUCGCUUGAUGCGCCAGCCUGGAUUUUAGGAGCUCUACUUGCUACUACUCAUUCGUUCUGCACUAUGCUCUAUGGUUUACUAUCGAUACGAUACAUACGAAUGUUUUCUUGGAAUCUCGCGCUUUUUUUAUAUUUGAUCAUCGGCAGUUCACGACAACGUGUUUUUUAAAUUUCAACGAUUUUAACCGUGAACAACCAGCGUAUUAUCCGCACUGGUUGAUAGUCCGCAGCUUCAAAAAUUCGUAUUUUAAACACAGAUAGUCCGCGGACUAUACGCGCGAAAUUGCGGUAUAUUAUUCAAGCUCUUGUCUAAAUUACAUUUUGUAAUGUUACUGCUAAAAAAUAAUUAGUAAACUCAUUGAUAAUGUGUUCAUUAUUCUAAUGACCAAAAUGCUAGCUUGCUAAGUUGUAAGUUCGAUCUCUGUUACAAUUUAUGCAUCCCCCCCCUCUCAUUCUCUUAAAAUUGUAAAAUAUUUACUUAAAUUGUAAAAACUCUUGUUUUAGGAAAGGUUGAUUUAGCUGUAAAUAAGCUAAAAUAUUUCUUGAAUGAAAUUAAUUAUCCCGAAGAUAAUUACUGAUUUUCUGUCUUUAUAAAGUACUGUUUGAUUAUUUUUUUUUUUUUUUUCGUCUGCUUAUCAUUGUCGCCCUAUGCCAAACAUAAAUGCUUGUGUGAGAUGUUGCUAUUCUAUUAGCUUUGUCAAGUAUAGUCAUCUAAUGCUGUAUGAAAAUGUAUGUUUUAUACAUCAACUUUGCGGCAAAAGAUUAUUAUGCCCGAUUUUUAUUUAUUUAUGCUGUGUUUUCUUAAUUAACAGUCUUCCUAGAUAUUAGUUAGUUAUAUUGAUCUUCAUGUGGUACAGAAUAUUAUUUUUUCAUUUAAUGACAUAUUUUUAACCUUCCUUUGUUUUUGACUUUGGGAUUGUAUAUAUGUAUAUACAAAAACAAAUAAUACUUAUAGUUUUUAAAAUUUAAAUACUAAUUGGUGGUAUUUAGUGCUUCCGUUAUGAAAAUAUUAAGCUCAAACAAAAUAUUAACAAAUCUGUAAAAUCUUUUGUUAAUAAAUAUUUUUUAUUAAAAAAUAAAAACAAAGUUUUUAGAUUAUAAACCUCUUGUAAAAUAUAUAUUCCUUUGUGA